Molecule: messenger RNA, 4537 nt
Organism: Paramacrobiotus metropolitanus
Lineage: Eukaryota; Metazoa; Tardigrada; Eutardigrada; Parachela; Macrobiotidae
Product: calsyntenin-1-like
Exons: 12
Coding region: 494-4120 (1208 amino acids)
Biological process (GO): homophilic cell-cell adhesion; positive regulation of synapse assembly; positive regulation of synaptic transmission
Cellular component (GO): postsynaptic membrane; cell surface
Molecular function (GO): kinesin binding; X11-like protein binding; calcium ion binding
Source: RefSeq, a predicted model, not a curated record
CAGCGUGCAUGCAGUGUUUUCGGUUGCAUAUACAUUACCCUACAGCAGCCUAGAAAACAGAUGCGAUUUUAACAAUUUCUUUGGCUAAAAUAUUUUUGAGAUAGCGUUCCUUUAGGUAAGAAAUUCAUUCCGCGUGAAAUACAGCAAUUUGUUGGAGUAUUCAGGAUUUCCGCGAAUUGAUUAUCCCGUGUUCUUCUUUGUAUUUCUCACGCUAGUGUGCCACCGCGUCAAAUAUCUGGGGCGGGUUCGUUAUAAAGGAACCAAUCUCAAGUAUACAGUAGUGUGUACAAUGUAGAUAGGCUACGUGCAUAAAUAAUGAAGCCGUGCCGUGGUGUUGCGUACUUUCACUGCACAGCAUGCCUAUAUUGAUCGAUCCGCUCCACACUCGGUGUCACCAUUCCGGCAUAUACGCAUAGCAGGUACAUUACGCUUGGAGAUCUCCAUUUGAGUCCCGUUUUCGUGGAUAGCGAACAUUCCAGAACACUCACAUCGGAUGGCAUGGAGUAGCAGAAUGUACCAGCUCUACGCAGCCGUUGGGCUGUGCGCCGUAUUAGUGUUUUUGGCCGCUCAAGAAUGUGACGGACGCGUGCCCAAAUUCGCCAUCGGGAAGGACUUUCACACGUAUUACGCCCAGUAUAGUGUCGAUUCCCCCAGUGAGCCGCACGAUAUCUACCGUGCCUACAUCAAAGAGAAUAGUCGGGAAUUGCUGGUGGAACCGCGCAUCUACGUCUUAGCACCGUCCGCCACCGACAGCCAGACCGAUGCGGAUGACGUCUGCGAAUAUAAAAUUGUGCCGCCGGUACGCGUUGCCGCAGCGGAUGCACUGAGCAACACAACAUCACGACCUGGGAAUAGUGAGGAAGAUGAUGAGAUCACAAGCCGCAGCACCGUCUCGUCGCGCAGCAGCACCAGCAGUCAGCCUAGCGAUGAGGACUACAAUGAUGAGGAUGAUGACGAGGAGGAGGAGGAUGAACCGGAGCCGCUGCCCUUCAUCAUCCGUCCAUCUAAGGAGAAUAAACACGAAGCCAUAAUUGAGACCAGUAAAGCCCUCAACUGCGAGCACAAGAUGGACUAUGUCUUUGAUAUUGUCGCGGUCAGCUGUGCCGGCGACGUCUCCGAGAGUGCUCGGGUGGAAGUCAAAGUGGAAGACGUCAACGAAUUCGAGCCGAAAUUUUCUCGUAAUGCCUACGAAGCCACAAUGGAAGAGGGCCGUUUGGUGGACAAUAUACUGCAGGUGGAAGCGUUCGAUGCGGACUGCUCGGAAGAAUUUAGCCGCAUUGCCAAGUACGAGAUCUCCGACCCCAUCAAUUCCCCCUUCACCAUUGACAAUACGGGAGUGAUUCGCAACCUACGUCCGCUCAACUAUACACAGGAGCGCAAAUUUUUCCUGUCGAUUAUCGCCUAUGACGCGGCAGGGAAGAAAUCGGUCUAUCCGGCCACCGUCAACAUCAACGUGAUCCCCGUCUGUACGCCCCACUGGAAAGUGAAUCCCCAGAGAGUGGAUUAUGCUCCUGAUACGGCCAUGUUGAAACUGUAUCCCAACGCCCAGCUGGAUUUGUGUGAAACAUCAAUCAUGCCAGGAAGCUGUAGCAAGAUUGAGAAAAUUACCGCGCAUGUAACACUGAAGAAUGAUCAUAUUGGCAAGGGUUGCGACAGGGAGGACCAACUUCCGUUACAGGUCCAACGCAAGCGAUGCGCAUCCCGCAUCCAGCCGCAUUCCAAUCUAAUUGAACUGCUACCCAAUCCGAUUACGGCACAGGCCGACAGCAAUCUGAAGAUGGAUCGCAACAAUAGCCUGCCCGGCAGUAAUGUACUGUACUUUGAUGGGACGAGCACGGCCAUUGUGGUACCCUCCCAGAAACUCAAUCCCGAUCACUUCAAUCGCUCUUUCACCAUCACGACAUGGUUGAAGCGUGAUGCACCGGUCAACAGGACCACCUACGAUCAUAAAUUCGCCAAGGAGCACGUCCUAUGUAUUAGUGAUGAUCGGGAAAGGUCACGGCAUCAUGUGGCCGUGUAUAUCCGCAACUGCCGGCUGGCAUUAUUGCUGCGCCGCGAACCGCGGGCCGGUGACCAACCAACCGUCUUCCGGCCGGCGGAAUGGCGCUGGAAUCUGGAUAACUAUCUGUGCACCGGUGAAUGGCAUCAUUAUGCGAUUUCGGUGAAAUAUCCGGAUGUGAAGUUGUUUAUCGAUGGUAAGGAGUUUGAUGAUGAUUCGGCCACGGAGAUCAUCGACGACUGGGCACUGCAUCCCAUUAAAGGACUACAAACUACCACCGUCGUCGGCGCCUGCUGGCAAGGAUCCCAGAGCCGUAUGGAUCAAUAUCUGCACGGCUAUCUGGAUGGGCUGUCACUGCUCGUCAACGAGACCGAGGAGGAGAGUGUGCUGCAGUGCAUGAAUAAAUGCGCCGAACGACUCACACUGCCGCCGUCCACCGUUAGCUCCUCGGAGCGGGCGGUGUUCUCCAUGCUGGAUGGGGAUGAAAAUGAGCUGAUGGUAGAGGGCUACGAUACCAAGGCAUUCCAGGACUUAAUUAACCAAAUCGGCUAUGAGAAUGAUCGCAUGUAUCCGGCAGCGGGCGUCAGAUUUGUGGAUCUGCGCACCACGUUUACCUGUGCUCCUGCGCCGAAUGAUGGCAAUACCACCAUUAGCCUAAUGAAAGACCUGCCCGAUGUGCGUCUGACCCUCAAGGUCACGGAAGCGGUACCGCCGACCGUGACGCUUAGUGGACCCAGCACGCUCACCAUCGACGGCAUGGACAAUCCGCAGCCGGAUGUUUUUCGUAUGGGUGUGAAGAUUCUGGACUCUCUGACAAUUUCCGUUAUGCGGGCUUCCUCGCCCGUUCUCAUGGCCCAGGAGCAGAAGACCAGUUUAACCCAGACCGAUUACGAGGCCAUGGUGCGCAAGUUCGAACGCGAUGUGGUACUGCUGGACUCGUGCACCAUUCGACUGAAGAAUGAGCGCGCCGUUGAGGGCGUUACCCUCAAUGUGUCCGAGGGGGCGGUACGAUCGGCGGGAAUGGUGGUACAGUUGAGUCAGCGCUCCACGGGAGAAAUGGAAUGGGUGAUUAAAGGGUCGGGUGUCAACAAUGAAGUACCGGAAUUCUUGAAUGUGUUGCGCGAUAUCCGGCUGAAAUUGGACGAAGGCAAAAUAUCCAAGUAUAACGAUCUCCGUGUGAAGGUGGCGGUUUUCUGCACAGAGAUGUUCAGCAAAUUCCCCUCUGUCGAAUAUAUUCUUGAGGUCGAUUUAAAGAACUUUGAACAUUUGGAGAAACUGCUAAUGCAUCCAGUACAGAUUCCCACAGUCGUCCAUCGCAGUCUGCCUAAAGCUCAGCUGCAAGCUCAUAAUGAGCAUGUACAGUUAAAAGAACCAGUUAUGCUGAAGAAGCAUGAAUUCGAAGCAUUGUACGGUCCCCAUUCCGUCUUUUCCGUCCCUCAAUUCCAUACCGGCUCCGAUGUCGGUCACAUGAGUUCCACUGGUGCUGCCAUAACCGUGGUUGUGGUGAUCUGUGUGUCAUUCUUCAUUUUCAUCGUGUUUAUUGGAGUGCUGAAACUGCGCAGCAUUCACCUAAGAUCUCGCAACACAUCGGAACCGGACCUGCAAGCCAUGCAUAAUCGCAAGAAAAAGUCAAAAGUUUCAUUAAAAAACUUACGGAAGCUCCGUAAGUCACUGAGCAGUAAAUCGCGUCAGUGUGAGAAUCAUGACUUUGAUGACGAAGACGACAUGGAGGAUGACUUAGAAAGGGGCACCGCAUCCAAGCAAAAGCCGGAUAUGAAGUGGGAUGAUGAAGGAAUGUCCAUUACAGUCAAUCCACUUGAAGUGAUGCAAGCCGGCUCGGAAGGCGAAUAUGAAGAUGACGUGGACAACGAGGAGGACUAUCAUGUUCAUGACGAUGAUCUAACCGACGAAGAGAAGGAACACGAGGAUUGUCAUCACGGUCAUGUGCUGGAGGAUGAGGACUCGGCCAACGAAUGCGAAGAAUGCUCUAAACCCAACCGAUGCGACAUGAUCGUCCCCCAGUCACCCACCAUUCGACGCAGUCAGAGCUGCACGGAAGCGUUCGCCAAGAGCAAGGAUUCUCGAAUAAAGACCGAUCUGGAAUGGGAUGAUAAUAUCUGAAAUGAUUGAAACGUAAUUUCGGACACAGAAACUGUACGUCAUGACCUUUGUAUAAUGGAACGUCCAACGCGAGUUUGCCGUUACGUGGAGGUUUUACCGGCGGCAACAUGCUUCUUUUUGCACUCAUUAGUCAUUAUAGUCUAUCCUGAUACAAAAUGUAAAUUUAAAGAUUUGUUCUGGUGAUGGUGGCUCUUUUAAAUUAGUUCAUGGUCUGUUACUCAAGGGAUCAGUGCGUGUUUCUUGUAAUGCGUAUUAAUCGUUAUGGCUGGAGUUUUAAUGUACAUCAUUUGAGUUUUUUUGUUCCUGAGUCCUAAUGGCAUGGCUGCAGUUGAAUGCGCAGUAUUAUUUCCAUGUGUUGUUGGUCCGUUCAGAAGAUCGCAGUUUUAUGGAAGUUUUCUCAUAAACAGUGGCUAAAUA